Messenger RNA from Verticillium dahliae VdLs.17, 741 nucleotides. RefSeq lists its product as uncharacterized. Gene Ontology annotation, cellular component: spliceosomal complex. The transcript has 2 exons. NCBI's taxonomy places the organism in Eukaryota, Fungi, Ascomycota, Sordariomycetes, Glomerellales, Plectosphaerellaceae. The coding region runs from base 1 to 741 and encodes 246 amino acids. The record is from RefSeq and is a predicted model, not a curated record. Gene Ontology annotation, biological process: spliceosomal complex disassembly.
AUGGACACCAAAGACCUCACUCAAAAGGCAACCGAGUACGCGUCCCAACACAUAGACCUCUACGCCCUCAUCGCCCUCGACCCGGCGACGACAGACGCGAAGCAGAUCCACCGCGCGUGGCGCAAGUCGUCGCUCCUCCACCACCCCGACAAGGCCGGCGACGCCUUUGACCCGGAAAAGUGGGCGCUGCUCGAGUCGGCGCGCGAUGUGCUCCUCGACGCGACGGCGCGCGGCGCCUACGACCGCGGGCGCGAGGCGCAGGCGCUGCGGGCCGCCGAGAGGGCGCAGGUGCAGGGUGCGCGGCGGCCGAGGGGCGAGGCCAAGAGGCGCAGGGACGAGCAGGAGGAGAAGAGGAGGGAGCUCGAGCGGGAGAAGGCGCGCAUGGGGGAGGAGCUGCGGAGGCGGCGGGCGGAGGAGGAUGAGCGGUUCCGGCGCGAGGCCGAGGAGAAGAGGAACCGCGAGGAGGACGAGGGCGAUGAGAGGAUACAGGAGCUGCAGCGGAGGCUUGAGGAGACGAGGAGACGCAAGGCCGAGAAGAAGGCGCGGAAGAGGGGCGAGCUGCCGCCGGAGACGGAGUCCAAAGACGCUCCCAAGACAAACGGCGGCGAGGGCAAGGCGCCCAAGUGGGAGGACCUCAAGGCAAGGAUGAUCGCGGUGCAGAAGAAGCGGGAUGCUGCCAAGCUCGCGGCGGCGCAAGAGACGGCGGCAGGCACUGCGGAGGAGGACGACACAACGGCAUAG